AUGAGACAACAGAAAGUUCUUGGCGAACCUGUUGGAUUUGGUGGCAGAGAUACACAGGGUAUCGGAGGACUAGCGGAGUUUCAAUACAAAGUAGUGGAGUCCGAUUAUUGCAAGUACUAUGGGAAGUGUAAGGAAUUUGGCAACCGGUGCACAUGGUUGAUUCGGAUCAGUCUCCGCCAGCAUAGAGGUAUUUGGGAGGUAAAACGGUAUAAUGGACCUCAUACUUGUCUGGCCAUGUCGAUAUCGAGUGAUCACAGGAGUCUUGAUUAUCAUGUGAUCUCGACAUUCAUACUGCAAAUGGUUAGAGCUGAUGCUGCCGUUUGUAUCAAGGUACUGCUGAAUGCGAUAGAGGCACAUUUCGGUUUUAGACCGACUUACAGGAGGGUUUGGUUGGCUAAGAAGAAGUCCGUGGCACAAAUUUACAGAGAUUGGGAUGACUCAUACAAUGAGUUACCGCGAUGGGUACUAGGUGUGCAGAUGACGAUGCCGGAUAGUGUUGCAGUGUUGAGGACGAGUCCUGUGCGAGUGGGUGGGCAAGUGGAGCAAUCGAAUGCCUAUUUCCACCAGCUUUUUUGGACAUUCCCACCGUGUAUUGAUGCCUUCCAACAUUGCAAGCCGUUGGUCAGUACUGACGGGACCCACUUGUACGGCAAAUACGGGGGUACAUUGCUCGUUGCGAUUGCUCAGGACGGAAACUCCAACAUGCUGCCUGUUGCAUUUGCACUUGUAGAGGGUGAGAAUGCUGAGUCGUGCUCAUUUUUUCUAUCCCACCUCCGCUAG
Messenger RNA from Arachis ipaensis, 780 nucleotides. RefSeq lists its product as uncharacterized. NCBI's taxonomy places the organism in Eukaryota, Viridiplantae, Streptophyta, Magnoliopsida, Fabales, Fabaceae. The record is from RefSeq and is a predicted model, not a curated record.